Messenger RNA from Corvus hawaiiensis (hawaiian crow), 1163 nucleotides. RefSeq lists its product as uncharacterized. Lineage: Eukaryota; Metazoa; Chordata; Aves; Passeriformes; Corvidae. The record is from RefSeq and is a predicted model, not a curated record. Bases 47 to 907 code for a protein of 286 amino acids. The transcript is spliced from 2 exons.
CCCUGUAGUAGGUUGAAACUUAGUUAAUGGACAAAUUGCUAACCCAAUGAGAAAGCUUGUAGCACUUCUGCGAUUUGCAUAUUUAAAGGACAGGCAGGAACGGAAAUUGGCUUUUUGUUCCAGCUUCCUGCCAAGAGGGAGGGGGAAUGGGUCUGGACUCUGGCCCGGAGCUGGCCCGGGCUUUCUCCCCCAGCACGGCGGCGUGGGCAAAAGCCUCUGGGGAAAAGCCAUCCCAGAGCCAAAGGCAGCUGAGAAAACAGCUAUGAGCUGGGACUGCACGGCCAAGAUUUCAUCUGAAGCCGCUGCGGCGCCGCACGGAGCCAGCAGGGGCCAGCGGAGCCCCUCUGCAGCCAGCACAGCUCACACCAAACCGAAAAGAACAUCGUAUGUAGCCAACAAGGCCACCUUUUCUUCCAAGUCAGAGAGAAAGAAAAGUAAGUCACGUGAGGGAGAAGAACAUGGUGACUCCAAGGUCAGAAAGAAAGGAAAAGUAAAGUCACAUGGGACGACGCUAAAAUGGUGGCAGAAAAAGAGGAUGGAGGCGUUUCCAGUGCUGGAGCUUAAAAUUCUCCUUGCAAGCGGUGCAGAAGCAAUUAAGAUCUCGUGUACUUGGCGUUUAAACCAGCGUCAAACCACGACGCACCCACAGAAGGUCUGUGAUGGUCCUGGGGAUCUAGAGUUCACCAAAAUCAUUAGGAGUUUGCAUAAGAUUUUUAUUUGGACUAUAUGCCUCCACUGCAGUUCAGAGUGGACUGAUUCUCUGGUCUUCAGAAACUUGGGAGAAGCAACUAAGAAUCACACUGAUCUGCUACAAGGAAUGUUGUUCUUAAAGACACCUUCAGCCCUUAAUAUAACCUUGCUAUUUGAGGGAUUACUUUCACCAAAAAUUCUAGGUACUACACUGUAGACCUAAUAGUCUGAUGGAACUACAUGUGGUGAAACCAAUCUCUUUCGAAUGUGUAUAAGGCUUUAAGCUAUCAAUAAAUUUCACAUCUGUGUAUGCUGUCACACAGACCAUUUGUACAGCUGUGGCCAUGAAGUGCCAAGGAACUGCGUCUGAUGUUUUGUGCUCGUCUAACAGCAGGUCUACAACACCACAUAGGUCUGCAGCACUCCUGUGAUGAGAGAUAAGGUUCUUAAGAGGCAUAAUACAUAAAUGCCUA